AUGGUGGAAUGUCUUUCAGUGUGUCGGGUGGAGGUGGAGGAGGGGGCGGAGUCUGUCCAGCUGCCCUUCAAAACCACAGGUAACCUGUCCAGUGCUGAAGUGGAGUGGUGGCGCUAUGAACCUGAACCACCAAUUACAGUCCACAAAUAUGAGCAGGGCUCUGACCAGCGAGACAAACAGCACCAGGUCUACAGAGAACGAACGAGGAUGGAAGCAAACUCACAGAUGACUGGAGACCUCAGUCUGACCCUGAAGAAACCCUCAGACAGAGACACGGGAAAAUACAUCUGCAGUGUCAAGGACAAGAGGAUGAAGAGGAAGAAAACGGUGCUGCUGAUAGUGACGAACUGUCAGGUGGAGGUGGAGGAGGGGGCCGAAUUUGUCCGGCUGCCCUUUAGAACCACAGAAAACCUGCCUGAAGAUGCUGAAAUAGUGUGGAGACAUACUGAAUUGGAUCCACCACUGAUCGUCCACGUGUAUGAGAACAGCUCUGACCGGCCUCACAAACAGCACCAGGAUUACAGAGACCGAACGAAGAUGGAUGACGACCUGCUGAAAACUGGAGACCUCAGUCUGACCCUGAAACAGCCCACAGAUGGAGACAGUGGAGAAUACAGCUGUGAUGGAGAGUUCAGGUCCAGGAUCAAACAGGGGACAUCAGGAACAGAAUCAGCUCCACUGAUCCGACUCCGCUGA
Molecule: messenger RNA, 696 nt
Organism: Maylandia zebra (zebra mbuna)
Lineage: Eukaryota; Metazoa; Chordata; Actinopteri; Cichliformes; Cichlidae
Source: RefSeq, a predicted model, not a curated record